UUUCCGCAUUUGCAAAAAGAUAUUUCUUGUCCUCUUAGCGUAAUGCCGUGGGAACAUUAUCCACUUCACGAGACGGCAAAUGGUUGCUGACAGCGAAUUUUGGAAAAGAUUCCAUAAUGAUGGUCUGGGAUACGGAAAAGGGGCAAGUUUUUUUUUUGAAGAAACUAUUUUCGUAAUAUUAUUUUUUUCAAUGUGUUUCUAGGGUACCUGUAUGCACUUUAUUCAAUCCGAAUGCAAGCGAAGACGUGACACUCGCUCGUAUCAGUCCCGAUGCUAAGCAGAUAAUCACUGUCAGCAACGGGAAGUGUCAGAAUGUAUAUGUCUGGUUGUGGACCCAUGGAAGGGACAAACCAGACGGUUUGCUCCCUUAAUUUGUUCGUUCGUUUAAUCACUCUUCUUUGCCUUAGAAACACUUAAAUUAAUAUUUAAUAUUAAUUAUCAUAUAUUAUUAUCAUUACAAAAAUUAUACUUAUCUUAUAAUUACUUAUUAUUUAUUUAUGUAAAAAGUAUUGAUAUAUACACAGAUUUAAUUAGAUUUAAUAAUUAUUGAAAUAGACAAUUAUGAUUAUUAUGAUUUAGAUUUUAUAAAAUAUUUAAGUCAAAAAAAGGAUUGAUUACAAAUUAUCGAUUUACUUAACGACAUUUCCAGCAUCAAUUUCAUUGAUCGACGCUACAUCCGAAUAUGUUAAGGAAAUAACUUUCAAUGAUGAAUAUCCGGAACAGUUUGCAUUAACUACCAAUUAUCAUGUUUUGUUCUUUUUUUGGGUUAGUCAAAAAUAUAUAUAUCAUAUUUGUAUUUUUAGUUUAUUUAAAAUCAUUAAGCGAAAUAUAAAUGAAAUUAUAUAAAUAUUUUGUCAAAACAAGAAAAAAAAUUUAUAUACAUUUCGAAUUUUAAUUUAACUAAUGUCUGAUUGCAUUCUGAUUUUCAUAUUUCUAUCAAAUUUCAUAAACAAGGACGGUGAAUCUUUGAGCUACGAUUGUCCCAAAGUCAUGACAAAACUUCGACGUGUUGAAAUCUUCAAUGGAACUUGCUAUGUUUCAAAAAUACAGCAAGCGUUUACAGCGACUACGAAUGGAUGUAUUUUGGUGUGGAAUGAUGUUCCUCGUAAAGAAAAGGAUGCGAUUAAUGCUAAUUAUAAGAAGAAAAAACACGUAAACACGAUUAAUGUACAGAACUAUAGUAUUACUGUUAUCGCCCAUAAUGAAAAUAUGCUUGUCACGGGAAAUUCAAAUGGUUGUAUCACUUUUUAUAAUUAUCAAUUGAAACUUUUGUAUUGGUGUCAGAAUCAUAAAAUUGACUCCAUUCAAUGGAUAAGCUUCGAUCUUCAAUCAAACUUGCGAUCUCCAGUAUUUACCACCAAAAUAUCUGAGAAACGAAAUGGCAAAGCAGAGAUGGUUUCUUUAAAAUUCACAAGCGCAAAAUAUAUUCCACAAAUCUACAAGGCAUUUCACGAAGCGAAAUCAAGCUAUCCUCCGUUAGAUGCUACUUUACAGGGCUGCCUGUUUAAUGUCCGAAAUUUUCUUGCAUGCUCCUCUACGGGAGUAAUAGCAUUAAUAGAAAUUCCUAAGCAAAAAUGGCACUUUAUAUUACCUCAUCCAGUGGCAGCCACGACAAGCAUGGAUGCUCAUCCUGAAAGCAAUUAUAUAGUCGUGGGCGAUGUGCAAGGUACCGUACAUCUGUACAAUCACGAGAAGCAUACCUUGGUGAUAUCCAGGAGCAUGCCAUCCUUUCCGGAUUUCUGGCCAAUUCUCGAAAAACAGACAAUCGAUAAAAACAUUAUUUACAUCACUUGUCCGCAAAACCACGAGUCUUUAAAAGCCGUCACAGCUUUAAAGUUUUCGCCAAGAUGCGACAUGCUAGUAUGCGGUUUGGAAAAUGGGGCAAUUUGGAUUCUACAUCACAUUACUUUAAAUCCCUUAGAAGAUAUUCCGUACAAACACUCUUCAGCAGCCGUCAAUAAAAUCGCUUUCGCACAGUGCGCCGAUUACAUGGCUUACGCAGAUAACGCGCUGACAGUAGUAGUAUUCAAGAGAAACGAUAUCACCACUUCGAACGAGUCCAACGUAUGGAAUCUAAUCGGAAAAUAUCACUCGCAUUAUCUACCCAUUAGAGAUAUACUUUUCGGCCCGGCUAUAUCAGAUUCCGCUGCGUCCCGAUUUUUUUCACUGGGAGAGGAUCAAGAACUCAUCGAAUAUGAUCUCGAACACAGCGGGCCAUAUCCAAUGCCAGGACUUCAAAUAUUGCGCAUCGAUAAAAUCGAACAGAGCGCUAUUCCUCUUUGUUUAGCGUGGUAUCCCGAGUUCGGUGUUGAGAGAUUCCUUAUGAUCUCAAAUUCUGAAUACAAAUAUAAGAUUUUCAGUGAUGUUACCAAAACUAUUCGCGGUACUUAUUUGGGACCGACUUUUGGAGAACCAGUACAACAAUUCCAAGUCUUAACGAAGGAAUUUGCCAACCAUAAGAGUUAUAUGAUAUUCGCCACCGAGAAGGAAAUCGGUCUUCAGCUAUUGCCUUUUGACGGCAAUCCUUAUAAGAUUGUCGGUAUGACGGGACAUCCACGAAAAAUAACAAAUAUCGCUGUCAGUAGCAACAGAGAAAUACUCUUUACCACAGGCUACAACGAUCCGUGUGUGUUGAUGUGGAAAAUCAAACUCAAAUCCGUUGACUUAAUAGCUCAGUUAGGCGGGGAAGGGCUGUCGCCGUUUCAUUGUCUCAUCGAAGGUGAUGAUAAAUUAUGGCUGAUAAACGACAUGCAGUAUUUGUUCUAUUAUGUGCAAUUAUUACAUCAAAAUGAAUAUACGACCGCUGCCAGAAUCAUCUCCGAUAGUGUGGCCAUCGAGCAGAUUCCAAAUCUUAUGCGAGCUAUAGGAUAUUUUCCGACUAUCAAAGAAAUAGAGAAUAUCAUGACGGAAGUGUCCUACAGACAUUAUAUCGAAACCGAUAAACUUGUCGAAAAGAUCACUUUUGAAGAAUUCAUACGACUCUAUGUGAAUCAUCGACCGGCGUUCGGAAUUUGCAUGCGUCAAAUAAAGGAAGCUUUUCGUACUUUCAUCGAUGAGAAUUCUAUUAAUAUGGAAAAUCCUACCUUAACAAGAGAACAAUUUAUGGACGUUUUAUUGGGUAGAGCAAUAUUGAAGACUUCGAUAGAAGACAUCGAGUGUGUCGGUGAACCGUUGACUAUGGAAGAGGCAUAUACAUAUCUCAAGUUGCUCGUGCCUUCUGAGAAGGAAAUGAUAGAGAUUCGGCCGUUAAGUCCGCAAAGAGACGUGUCCUUCAAUUUCCUUUUUCUUCCGCCGAGAAUAUCUUACAAAGAUUUUGCCAUGGACAUUAUGGGUAUCGAAACACUGGAGGAAACUAAAGUUGACAAUCAAGGAAAUCAACAUGACGAUUAUCCGUAGCAUCGCGGUACUCUAAAGAGAUUUUUUUUAUAGAUAUAU
Cataglyphis hispanica is the source of this 3435-nucleotide messenger RNA. Its product is annotated as cilia- and flagella-associated protein 251-like. The transcript has 15 exons. The record is from RefSeq and is a predicted model, not a curated record. Gene Ontology annotation, molecular function: protein binding. Gene Ontology annotation, cellular component: motile cilium. Bases 904 to 3396 code for a protein of 830 amino acids. Lineage: Eukaryota; Metazoa; Arthropoda; Insecta; Hymenoptera; Formicidae.